Molecule: messenger RNA, 944 nt
Organism: Corticium candelabrum
Lineage: Eukaryota; Metazoa; Porifera; Homoscleromorpha; Homosclerophorida; Plakinidae
Product: protein YIPF6-like
Exons: 7
Coding region: 72-875 (267 amino acids)
Biological process (GO): endoplasmic reticulum to Golgi vesicle-mediated transport
Cellular component (GO): trans-Golgi network; membrane
Source: RefSeq, a predicted model, not a curated record
UCUAGAUCCAUCAAGCAAGGUUGAAUCCAACAAAGCCUAGUCAUCUUAGCGCACGCUAAGUUUAACGUGGAAUGUCUGAGAGCGAAGUAGAAAUCGAGCUAGAAGGGAACAUCUCCGUUCCCGAAAGUAACGAAGAAGAUGAUGGAACACUAGAUGAACCAAUUUUUACUACAUUGAAACGAGAUCUGCUGGCAAUUGUAACGAAGUGUACACAUGUGAUUAUUCCAAGGAGGAGCAAAUAUCUUCUUAGAGACUGGGAUCUGUGGGGACCACUCAUCUUGUGCUUGGUGCUGGCUGUGUUGCUGCAUUCUCCCAAUACAGCGCCAAACUCAAACAACUCUGAUUUAGUGAACAGCAAUAAUGGGCCAAAUUUCAUUGAUGGACCAAAUUUUGUUGAGGUGUUUGUGAUUGUGUGGUGCGGAUCAGCAGCAGCUACUAUCAACUCUCAGCUGCUUGGCGGCUCCAUUUCAUUUUUUCAGAGCCUGUGUGCUCUUGGUUAUUGUUUGUUUCCUUGCACUGUGGUGGCAGCUGUCAGCUAUACAUUGAAGAAAUUUAUUUUUUCAAACGUGUUGGAGCUGGGAUCAUUUGUCAUUCAUAUAAUACUUACUAUGUUUGGAUGUUCGUGGGCAAUUUUGGAUUUGAUGUAUGAAAUAUAUGACAUACUAAUGUUUUGGAGACGACAGGGAGACAGACAAAAGAAACAAACAGACAAACAGAACAUUGUGUCAAGUGCAGGAAGUAUGGAUGAAGCAGCAGCAAGAAGAAGAGAACAAUUAUGCAUUGCAGGUGCUGUAAGGCCACACCGUUUUUUUCUAUGUACUCAUGCGUGUAGGUUUUACUCUGACUGGAAGAAUAAAGAACAUCAUGUGACUUGAUCAAAAGUACAUUUUAGUUAGAAUAGCAGUGCUUUGAAAUAGCUAUUAAAGAUGGUAAGGCGGCACCGA